Messenger RNA from Aureococcus anophagefferens, 1032 nucleotides. RefSeq lists its product as hypothetical. Bases 1 to 1032 code for a protein of 343 amino acids. The record is from RefSeq and is a predicted model, not a curated record. The transcript is spliced from 2 exons. Lineage: Eukaryota; Pelagophyceae; Pelagomonadales; Pelagomonadaceae.
AUGAUGCGGCGCGGGCAGCGUCCACGUUUGCUGGUCGCCCUGCUGCUCGCCGCGUCCAAAGCCUCGGCCCCGGGCGGCUGCCCCCGCGCGCACCCGGCGCGCGCGAAUCCGAACGUCGCCGUGUGCCUCGCGGGCCACGCGCGCACCUUCGCGAGCGCCGCCGUGCAGGACGGCCUGCUGCGCCACCUCUACCGCGGCGCCUUCGGCGCCAACUUCACGACGUUCCUCUACCUCAAGCUCCACGACCAGAGCACCAAGGGCGCGACCUUCGAGGAGAACCAGCGCACGGGCAUCCACAGCACUCACCAGAACGCGUCGCACGUCGCCGAGUGGGGGCGAAAACUUCCGAACCUCGCGGCCAUGGAGGUGCUCACGCACCACGUCCGAUUCACGAACCCGGACCGCUGCGGCGGCGGCGAGUUCGUGCGCGACAACAGCACGGGCGACGCCUGGCGCACGGAGGAGACGUUCCAGAUGCUCAUCGGCCAGAUCUACAACGAGUACUGGUGCGGCGAAGCGAUCAGCAACUACACGGCGGAAACCGGCACGGCUUUCGAUCUCGUUAUCAAGUCGCGGCCCGACGUGACCUUCACGUCGCCCAUGCCGAGAUGGUGCGCCUACGACCUGGAGAAGGCCUGCUCCGCGCGCGACUGGCUCUUUUUGCUGCCGGGGUCCGUCGCCGUCGCCGCGCUCAACAGGGCAGCAAAAGAGAGCGAAAUUCCCAACUUCAAAGGCUCCUAUCUCGGCCAUUUUCCACUCGCGCUCAAGCGCGCGUGGCGCGAGUUCCAGGAGUGCAAGACCAUCGUCAACCAGAACCGGACGCGCGUCGCGGAGAUCUUCGUGCGCGCGAGCGGCAUGGGCAAGGAGCUCAAGCCCCACAUGGGCGAGCCCGACGCGAAUUGCCGGCCGAAGCGCAAGGGCGCGGACACGCCCAACUGCACGCGGCCCGACGUCAUGCUGCGCCUCAUCCGCAAGCGCGACGGCCUCUCCGGGUCCAUCCCCGGCGCCAUCCCGAAGGCGUGCGGCUUCUAA